Messenger RNA from Colletotrichum graminicola M1.001, 243 nucleotides. RefSeq lists its product as uncharacterized. The coding region runs from base 1 to 243 and encodes 80 amino acids. The record is from RefSeq and is a predicted model, not a curated record. The transcript is spliced from 3 exons. Lineage: Eukaryota; Fungi; Ascomycota; Sordariomycetes; Glomerellales; Glomerellaceae.
AUGGCGAGCAGCAGCAGCUACGUAUACACAAGCUCCGGGUCCAACAUCCAGGGUAACCCUAACGGCGCCCGCGAUCAGGGCAGCAGCUCUUCGAACCCGAACUUGUACCACUACACCAAUACAAGCGAAACGCGCCACUACUCCAAUCCGAGGAGCAGCGCGCAUUUCAACAAGAGCAACGGCGGGACGACGUAUACCUCGGCCAGCGGGUACCGAACAUGCUCAGGGUACGGCAAGAAGUAG